AUGGCAAAAGUUCCGAAUGGUUGGUGGUUGGUCUUUGUGCCAGUGGUCACAGCGGGUAUUGCCUGUUUAUCUAACCCCUGUCUUCAUGGAAUAUGUAUUGAUGACUACAAUAGUACCUAUUCUUGUUACUGUACCGAUGGUUUUACGGGAAUACAAUGUCAGACUAACUGGGAUGAGUGUUGGUCGAAUCCUUGUCAAAAUGGUGGCACCUGCAUAGACGGAGUUGCUUCCUAUAAUUGUUCUUGUCCCGAGGGAUUUAUAGGCGAUGACUGCGAAACAAAUUACAAUGAGUGCGACUCAAAUCCAUGCUUGAACAAUGGCACAUGUAUCGAUAUGACCAAUGAUUAUGUGUGUCACUGUAUACCUGGCUUUUCCGGGGAGCACUGUGAGCUUGAUGUCGCAGUUUGUAACACUACAGAGGAGAUACGUUGCUAUAACGGAGGUGAAUGUAUUGAGGGACCCGGAUUUAAAUUCUAUUGCAAAUGUUUACCAGGAUGGACAGGGUCGAAAUGUGAAGAACAGAUUGAUGAAUGCAAAUCGAACCCUUGUCAAAAUGGCGGAAUAUGUAUUGAUGCACAUGCAGACUAUAUGUGUGGGUGUACUUAUGGUUUCACGGGAAAGAGUUGCGAAGUACAAAUCGAGUUUUGCGACGCAAAUUCAUGCAGUAACGGUGCGCUAUGUGUAGUUGAAGAUGGGGAACGGAUCUGUUAUUGUGUGCCUGAUUAUCACGGCGAGCGAUGUGAAUUGCAAUACGAUGAAUGCUUGUUAGGCCCCAGAUGCAUGAAUGGCGGAAGCUGUAUAGACGGGGUAGAUAAUUUUACGUGCUCAUGCCCUCCAAGACUUACUGGAAGUUUAUGUGAAUGCAUUAUUCUGGACGACGGCAGUUACGACUGUGAUUACGUCAGUCCAACUAUGCUGUAUUCCACUGAAAUUGGUACUACAUUUACUGAUAUUACCAAGCCUUCACUUUUCAGUGAAAGUACUAAGGCUUUUACAACAACUGAAGGAUUCUUUAAUACUUCGAGCGUUAUCGCUUUAACUGAGUCCACGACAGCAUCAACUACCGAGUAUAAAACAACUGAAGUUUAUAGCUUUACUAUGAAAACAACAAGUGAUAGUGCAUCGUCUACACCGACGAUGUUUCUCCAUGAAAGCACCACUCAGCAAUUCGAUCCUUCAACUGAAAUUGCUUUCACUCAACAAACACAAGGUGGAGCUAAUAUUAAAACAGAUGCGACUACUAUAUGUAGUGGUAUUUGUGACUUUACGACCGAUAAAACAACCGCAAACAUUGAAACGACGCCAUUUGGAACUACAAAGAACACGGACGAAGAUACCACAGUCAAAGAAUCAACCUAUAUAAGCAGUAUUACUAAACCCACAGAAGUUACUAUAGAAAUGUACCCAACCGAUCACCUUGAGUGCACUCCUUCAGCUUGCAACAAUCAUGGCACUUGUUUUAGCGGUCCACAUGGCAUCAGAUGUCACUGUACAUUCAGUUAUAGCGGAAGAUAUUGUGAAGAAAGAAUUUCAAUAAAAUCCGCGGCUUUUGGAGAAAAUUCAUUUAUAGUGCAUCAUAUUAGAAAUUCCACAUCUCUAGCUAUAGGAUUUGAUGCAAGAACAUUAAUCACUGAUGGCGAUAUUAUGCACGUAGAUAUAGCACAAGGAGUGUAUAUGGAACUUUAUAUGAAUACAGGAUUACUGAAAUUUAAAUUUUCGUGCGGCUAUCAAACGAUGCUGUUAAGCGAGCUCAAAACUUUUGUCAACAAAGGCUUUCCGAUGAAGAUUGAAACAAGACUGGAUUUAUUCUUAAAACAACAACACUGCAACGCGACCCUUCGUUUGAAUGACACACUAGCUAUGAGUGGUGGUCAGAUUGCAAACAUUUCAAGCCUUCACCCUAAUGCCACAUUAAUGUUUGGUAAUGGAUUUAAAAACCACACCGGAUAUCAACCAUUUAUUGGCUGCGUAAAAGGUUUAACUGUAAACGGCGCUACUAGGGCCUUGUUUGAAGAUGCCUUUGAUGCGGGUGAUAUAACAGAGUGUUCAUCAUUAGCUUGUCUGUCUGCACCAUGCCUUAAUGGUGGAAUUUGUAAGGAUAGAGGAGAAGGAUACUAUUGUUCUUGUGCUAACGGAUGGAUGGGCGGCCAUUGCAAUCAGUCCGUAUGCGAAAACAAUCCUUGUCAAUCUGGUGGCAGUUGUGUGAAACAUCCUGGAAGUGGAUUCCUGUGUUUGUGUGCUUUUGGAAAACAUGGAAUCUUCUGCGAAUAUAAUGUUGACAUUACCCGGGCAUCAUUAGCUCCUAUAUCGAGUGGCAAAUCAUCAUAUCUCAUCUAUCCUCUAUCACCAAUGGCCAUCAAUUCCGAUCGUUUUGAUUUACGAUUAAGAUUCCAAACAGAUGACUUAGAUCAAAUAGCAUUGCUUGCGUUUGUAGGACAAAAUGGUAGACAUGACUCUAGAAGUCAGCAUUUAGCAUUAACUUUUGUGAAAGGAUAUAUAAUGCUUACUUGGAACAUGGGUAAUGGAGCACGUCGUAUUUUUACGUCUCGGGCCUUAUCAACAAGGCGUGGAGGGCAUAUGGUCCGUGCGUGGAGACGAGGUCGAACUGCAGGUCUAAGUGUUGAUGGAAGACAUAACGUCUCUGGCAAUGCACCCGCUAAUGAUGUCAAGAUGAACGUGUUGCCUUACGUAUAUAUUGGUGGUCACUCAUCAGACGAUUUUCGUGAUCUUCCCCAUGACCUGCCUCUGCAUAACGGUUGGAAAGGAUGUAUAUGGGAGAUGGGAGGUCAGGCAGUUGGCACGGGUAAACCUGUAGGAGGAUACGGGGUGGGGCAAUGUGGAGUAGCGCAAUGUACUGCCAAAUCUUGUAACGCUCCGAGAGGAGUUUGUAUACACUCACCCGCAACGUAUGGGUAA
Molecule: messenger RNA, 2916 nt
Organism: Pieris brassicae (large cabbage white)
Lineage: Eukaryota; Metazoa; Arthropoda; Insecta; Lepidoptera; Pieridae
Product: protein eyes shut-like
Exons: 14
Coding region: 1-2916 (971 amino acids)
Molecular function (GO): calcium ion binding
Source: RefSeq, a predicted model, not a curated record